CGGCGCUCACCGCCUCGGUCCCGCCCUCCUCGGCGACCUGCAAGUCCGUCCCCUUUGCUAGCUUGGGGCCCGCGAGGCCUACGGAUUUGGAACUUCCCUUCUGGCGGGCCGGAAGGUUGGCGGUUCGGUCCCAGGGUCCCGACGCGUCCUGCGUUCCUUUCUCGGUCCCGCGGCGCGGCCGUUGGAGGCGGCGCGGCCCAGAAGCGCGUGGCGAAUCUGCCACGGCGAAUCGGCGGGCGUGGCGCCGGCGGCCUCGCGAGAGCGCGGCUCAGACAGAGGCGGCGCGACGGGGCUGGCAGGCUAAGGGCCGCGGGCGGAGAACGGGCAGCUCAGCGGCGGGGGGCCGGUCGGGCCCCGCGGCUCCACCAUGACGGGCCGCGUAUGCCGCGGCUGCGGCGGCACGGACAUCGAGUUGGACGCGGCGCGCGGCGAUGCAGUGUGCACGGGCUGCGGCUCGGUGCUCGAGGACAACAUCAUCGUGUCCGAGGUGCAGUUCGUGGAGAACAGCGGCGGCGGCUCGUCGGCGGUCGGCCAGUUCGUGUCGCUGGACGGUGCUGGCAAAACCCCAACCCUAGGAGGUGGCUUCCAUGUGAACUUGGGAAAGGAGUCAAGAGCACAAACCCUACAGAAUGGUAUUGUCCACUUCAGUGUUGCUGGCCAUGGGGUGGGACAGGAGAGGGAGAUAGGACAAGAUCCUGGGGUGAGGGCGGCGCCACAUCCACCACUUGGGAAGCCAGCUGCAGCUGAACCAGCACUGCCUGGACACAGCCUUCAACUUCUUCAAGAUGGCUGUAAGCAAGCAUCUGACCCGAGGACGGAAAAUGGCCCAUGUGAUUGCUGCCUGCCUCUACUUGACAUGCUCCUCGACCUCAGCGACCUGCUCCAGGUGAAUGUGUACGUGCUGGGGAAGACGUUCCUGCUCUUGGCGAGGGAGCUCUGCAUCAACGCACCGGCUAUAGACCCAUGCUUAUACAUUCCACGCUUUGCUCAUCUGCUGGAAUUUGGGGAGAAGAACCAUGAGGUAUCCAUGACAGCCCUGAGGCUUCUGCAGAGAAUGAAGAGGGAUUGGAUGCAUACAGGCCGGCGCCCUUCUGGCCUCUGUGGAGCAGCACUUUUGGUUGCAGCCAGAAUGCAUGAUUUCCGGAGAACUGUCAAAGAAGUCAUCAGUGUGGUCAAAGUGUGUGAGUCCACACUACGGAAGAGGCUCACAGAAUUUGAAGACACUCCAACCAGUCAGCUCACCAUUGAUGAGUUUAUGAAGAUUGACCUGGAAGAGGAGUGUGACCCUCCCUCAUACACAGCUGGACAGAGGAAACUGCGCAUGAAGCAGCUGGAACAGGUCCUGUCAAAAAAGCUAGAAGAAGUUGAAGGUGAAAUAUCCAGUUACCAGGAUGCCAUUGAAAUUGAGCUAGAAAACAGCCGGCCAAAGGCAAAAGGGGCUCUUGCCAACUUGUCAAAGGAUGGCUCCGGUGAGGACGCCACAUCCAGCCCGUUUUGUGAGGAGGACACGGAGGAUGAGGAGCUGGAGGCUGCUGCCAGCCACAUGAACAAGGACUUUUACCGAGAGCUCCUGGGGGAUGAUGGCGGCUCAGAAGCAGCAGAAGGCCCUGAUGGGGGCAGCAGGCCCCUCGCCCUGGAGUCCCUCCUUGGGCCCUUGCCCACAGCAGCCAGCCUGGGCAUCUCCGAUUCCAUCCGAGAGUGUAUCUCCUCCCCAAGUGGGGAUCCCAAAGACACUUCAGAGGACGGGGAGCUGGACCUCAGUGGCAUCGAUGACCUUGAGAUUGACAGAUACAUCCUGAAUGAGUCAGAAGCCCGGGUAAAAGCUGAGUUGUGGAUGCGGGAGAAUGCUGAGUACCUGCGGGAACAGAGGGAGAAAGAAGCAAGAAUAGCAAAGGAGAAGGAGCUUGGCAUCUAUAAGGAGCACAAGCCCAAGAAGUCUUGCAAACGCCGGGAGCCCAUAUUGGCCAGCACAGCUGGGGAGGCGAUCGAGAAGAUGCUGGAACAGAAGAAAAUCUCCAGCAAGAUCAACUACAGUGUGCUGCGGGACCUGAACAGCAAGGGUGGGGGCAGCCCACCCAGGGAGGACUCGCAGCCCCCAGAGCGUGCCAGCACCAAGAAGCUGUCACGGAGGAAAAGAGCCGCUGGCAGGAAUAGUGCUGACCCGGGGACAAGCGUGGGCAAGAGGUUGAGGCCUCUGGUGUCUACACAGCCAGCUAAGAAGGCAGCUGUGGGAGAGGCCUUGCUCUUAAGUCCCCCUGCCCUGGGAGCUGAGCCCAUCAAGCCAUCAGCAGUGUUGGUGGAGAGUGGCCCUGUGUCGUACCAUCCUGAGGAGGAUGCAGACGAGGAGGACGCCGAAGAAGAGGAUGGAGAGCCUUGCGUCAGUGCUCUGCAGAUGAUGGGUGGCAAUGAUUACGGCUGUGAUGGUGACGAGGAUGAUGGCUACUGAGUGGACCUCAAGGCCAGGCAGCAUCCUGGUGCUAAACUCCAAGUGUUUUAUGGGGCUCACAGGCAUGGUUUCUGGGACUCAACCAGUCAAGCACUGCCCCACUUGAUUUGAAGCACUCUUCCCAUGGCCACACCAUGGCCCCCAUCAUACUUACUGUUGGGAAUCAUGUUUUGAGCAAUGUACAGAGUAUUUUUGCCCAGCAAAGGAAGCCAGCUGUGUGUUUAUGUGUAAUGAAACAUGGUCAGGGAGUAGCUAGGUCAGGAUCCCACUUCAUGGCCUAGCCUUGUAGUCAUUGAUUCACCAGAAAUCCUCAGGCAGGCUCUGAGCUCCUGUCAUAAGGAGAUGGCAGCACAAAGGGGCUACACUCAUGAAGUAGAACCUUGGUCUUAGCCUGCUGCCAGUGUUCUCUGCCCACCCUUCACACCCUGGAAGGAUAGGGGUUGGGCAGAAGACAUGUGGCAGUUACUGCUCUGUGCUUAGCAGCUGUAGUCUGGAGCACCUGCCUUUAACUGCAGCCCCAGCUCCCUGUUGAGGUGGACACGAGCUCUCUACCAUCUCUAAUGCACCGUCUGAACCACCAGGAGCAUUAUAGGCCUCAGCCUCUUGCUUAGGACUUAUGAGUUGUGCACCCAGGAGCUCUUGAGGCUGCCCAGUAGCAGAUUAGUCCAGUUCAUCAGCAGCGCUCAGAAAGUGGAGACCAGCAAACUACAUGCAUCUGCAUGCAGCUUCCUACUAAUGUCCAGACGACCUCUGUGGAGUGCUGGGUUAUGGCCCUGCCCUGUCACCUGGAACGGAGCCCUCUGUCAAGAAAGCCUGCAAGCUGUUUCCUCACGAGAAGGCCAGGACUGUCCUCAGUGCACUUAACUCGGGCCUUCCUUUCCUGGAUGCAGCCCUGGAUGUGAGUCUUCACUACCUGGGCUGAGGCAGAAUAUUUGACUCUUUCGAAUCAAGAGGUGGGGGGGCAGACUGCAGAUGGAAGUAGAUAGAUGGGACAGAUACGGAGUGAUUUGGAUGAGAGGAUUGCAAAAGGCUUUUAGAUUGUGUAUGGGAGUGUGGAACUAUAAUCAAGGGUCCAUCCUAGGGUGGGACCAGCUUCACAAGAGUGAGGUCACAAUCAUGGUAGGCAGCCAUGACACUGGUCCAGAGUAUUUUUAGGAUGUUUGUAUGCUUAUAUGUGACAGGACUUGCCUAUGGUGUGGAGAGAGUACCGGAUUGAGGGGUGGAGGUAAGGAAAGUAUCCUGAACAGAAGCUGAGCCCUGCUCCCCAGCUCUGCCUGUCUGUCAUGAGAAAGCAGGAAGGGGGUGUUGUCAAUGCUGAAAAUGAGCAAGAGCCAGUAGGGCUGAAAUGGUCUUGUGAGGAGAGGGCUGAAGAAAGUCAGGGCAGAGGGAAGGGGCCGUAUCUACUGUCCCUGGAAGAUGGGUGAGUAGCAUAGUGGGCGGAUCCUGAAAUGGUUGAGACCUGUGUCACGUGGUUGAGAGGCCCAGGUGCUGAGGAGUAAGGUCCCAGUAGGGGGCAGCCGUGAAGUGGGCAAGGGUACCUCUGAGCUGAGGGCACCGCUUUGUAUGUGAGCCGCCACCAGCACUCAUGUGAGGCUAAAGAGGCAUUGGGUCUGUGUGACCCUGUUCUGCAUACAGUUGGUUUAUUUCUAUGUGCUCUUUUCUGACUGAGGUUACCACAGCAUGAUCCCCCUGCCUCAGAUCUUCCCAGAAUGCAGAGCAGUGCCUUAGGCAGCCUCCUGGGGCAGAACCAGGCCUCACCAUACUGGACCUUCAAAGAGGGAAGAGGGGGUCCAUUGGAUCCUGCAUUCUAGACUGGGACCCUGUCCAGGGUUCUUGCCAGCCACCUGAACUGAGGUACCUAGUACUUAGUGGUCACCACCAUCUUCGGCAAACUGGGUGAUCACCGGGGCAGGACAGUAGCAGUCAGCAAGGUUCCCGGUAGCCUGCACAUCUGAGCUUAGCGUGGGCGCCUGUCUCUAGACGUAACCGGGGCUGCUUACAGGAGCUGGGCCACAGAACAGAGGUCACAGCAGUACAAGGAAGUGAGGGACUGUUCCCACUUGUGGCUCUUCUAUCCUGAGCCAUUGGGCCCAGUGAGAACCAUGUGCAGCCUACCCUGGACCCCAGGUUCCUGUCCAGCUGCUUUACCUAACUGUAUACCUACUGGAGCAGGAGUGAAAUAAGCCCUGUGGGGGUGGGACACUCCUUUUAUACCUAGUUAGAAGGUAGAGAAUGAGCUCUGACCAUGUACCUCCUUUGGUCAUGUCCUUGGUAUUUGCCUCGCAAGUGCCUGGAUUAAAGGUGUGCACCCCCUGUGUCCGGCUCCUUA
Messenger RNA from Peromyscus leucopus (white-footed mouse), 4775 nucleotides. It is a transcript of the gene Brf1, whose product is annotated as BRF1 RNA polymerase III transcription initiation factor subunit. Gene Ontology annotation, biological process: transcription by RNA polymerase III; transcription preinitiation complex assembly; DNA-templated transcription initiation. The coding region runs from base 368 to 2446 and encodes 692 amino acids. Lineage: Eukaryota; Metazoa; Chordata; Mammalia; Rodentia; Cricetidae. Gene Ontology annotation, cellular component: nucleus; transcription factor TFIIIB complex; transcription preinitiation complex. The record is from RefSeq and is a predicted model, not a curated record. The transcript is spliced from 18 exons. Gene Ontology annotation, molecular function: TBP-class protein binding; RNA polymerase III type 3 promoter sequence-specific DNA binding; RNA polymerase III general transcription initiation factor activity.